Molecule: messenger RNA, 1217 nt
Organism: Trifolium pratense (red clover)
Lineage: Eukaryota; Viridiplantae; Streptophyta; Magnoliopsida; Fabales; Fabaceae
Product: nudix hydrolase 14, chloroplastic
Exons: 7
Coding region: 124-1041 (305 amino acids)
Biological process (GO): nucleoside phosphate metabolic process; ribose phosphate metabolic process
Molecular function (GO): ADP-ribose pyrophosphatase activity; ADP-glucose pyrophosphatase activity
Source: RefSeq, a predicted model, not a curated record
UUUGUUUGUUUGUUUGAGAAUUAUUUUUUCCGAAAGCCCAAUUAAUCCAUUUUAAUAAUUGGAGGCCCAAUAGCAGCGAUUCUUCUUCUUUCUCUUCUUGGUGACGCAGAAGCUUAAGCUUCAAUGGCUGUGACUUCAAUUCGCAGUAUAUCAGCUGCAUUGAAAAUCUUAAAACCGCUUCACGCCCCUAAUUUCAUUUCUAAGAAGAAAAACAGUUUCUUCUGCAAAAUGUCCAUCGAGUCACCGUCACUGACUCACUCUAUCACUCUACCGAGUAAACAGUCCGAACCCGUUCAAAUUCUCGCUGCUCCCGGUGUCUCAUCUUCCGAUUUCUGGAGUGCUAUUGAUUCUUCUUUAUUUAAGCAGUGGUUGCAUAACUUGCAAGCUGAGAAUGGGAUUUUAGCCAAUGGUACAAUGACACUGAGUCAAGUUCUUAUUCAGGGAGUAGACAUGUUUGGAAAACGCAUUGGGUUUCUCAAGUUCAAAGCUGAGAUUUUUGACAAAGACACAGGGAAUAAGGUUCCAGGUAUUGUAUUUGCAAGAGGACCAGCUGUGGCCGUGCUGAUACUUCUGGAAUCGGAGGGUGAGACUUACGUUGUUCUUACUGAACAGGCAAGAGUUCCUGUGGGAAGAAUUAUUUUGGAAUUGCCUGCUGGAAUGUUGGAAGACGACAAAGGUGAUAUUGUAGGCACUGCAGUUCGGGAGGUUGAAGAAGAGACAGGCAUCAAGUUACAUGUAGAAGACAUGGUUGACCUUACUACUUUCCUGGACUCUUCAACUGGAUGCACAGUUUUCCCCUCUCCUGGAGGGUGUGACGAAGAGAUCAGUAUCUUUAUGUGCAGAAGGCGUGUUGAUAAAGAGAUUAUCACACAUUUACAGGGUAAAGAGACUGGUCUUCGUGAACACGGGGAGCUGAUUAAGGUGCAUGUUGUACCAUACAAGAAUCUUUGGCGUGCUACAGCAGAUUGCAAGGUUCUAGUGGCUGUUGCACUGUUAGAAAUGGCAAAGAAAGAAGGGUUGUUGCCUUCUUUGGCAAACUAAUUGUAAUGCUACGCAGAGCAAAGACUCUUUGCCAAAGAUUAAAAAUAGAAGAGAAAUUGCUGGAGACACUUUGCUCUGGUUGAUUUCUUAUAAUUUUCAUUUUUAUGUCUUGGCUUCUUAUCCAGGUUGCAUAAUGCAUACAGCUUAUAUAUUGGAAAAAAUUCUAUCAGACUGUU